GAGAGAGAGCAAGAAUUCAUCGUCAUCUUCAUCGCCGAUCGCCAUCCGCCGCCUCGAUACAACUCUGGUCUGCCCAUUAUUCUGUUAGAUCUCUUCUGAUCAGGUGUUAGUCAUGUGGCGAUUGACUGCUAAUGCCUGAUGCCAUCCCAAAUUUGAUUCCAUCGUAUAGUUUGAAUUAAUGCAUGCUAGCAGCAUUUGAAAUAUAAUUGGUUUAGCUUUUGAAUGGUUUCGCAAGUGCYAUGGAUAUAAAUCUAACGUGAGUUAAAGAUCGUCAGUUAACGAAUCAAAACAGCAAAACUUGCGACAUUUAUGUCAGAGCCAUGGAGUCCUUUUUCUAAUUGUAAUCGAAACUCAUUUGCUUCAAAAUUCGAGUACAURCGGAAUUGAACAUCACAUCAUGUCAAUUUUGAUUUUUCAUUGCUUAUAAUUCAUCUUUAUGAAUGUUUGCAACAUCUGAACAACAUCGGGCCUUCCAUCGAACUCCUUAUGUUUGUUAUGGUUAUUUUUACUUGUCAGUAUUUUCUACAUAAAUUUUGAAUUUUAAAAUAAGCAUUUUGGAUUAUAAAUCCUAGUAAAUUUCACUGUAUCUUCAGAAUGGAGGGGAUACAUGUUCUUCAGCUUCCAGGCCUUGAUAUUUGAACCUCUGGUUGUGAAAUCUACAAAAUGGUAUUCCUAAGUUUAUCUCGGUGCUUGUUUAUUCUAGCCCCUUAUCAUCUUUCUACCUAAAAGCUUCAUAUUUAUGCAUCUGGCCUCUAGAAUUCUUGCUYAAAAGCUACAACUUUGGACUCAAAUGCCAAAGAAAUUAAAUGACUAGAAAAAAAGGUUUUUUACUUUCACAGAGAAAUAAGCUUUGUGAAAUUGACAUGAUAGGGUACCAAUAUUGGAUAAAAGCUCUUUGUUUUCGAAGUGCACUUGUCAUUUCUUUCAACAUUGCAAUUAGCUGUCGAAGAUGGUUAGGAAACUUUCUAACUGCCCUUUCCUCCCUCUUUCCACAUGCAUAUAUGCACAUAUCAGAAAUGGGAUUCAUGGAUGCAUAAAGAGGCACUUUGCACAUGGAUAUAACACAUGAAGAAAUAGUUUCUGGGAAGUGAAUAUGUUGAAAAACUUCCGUAUCACAUAAGUGGACGAUAGAAAAAUUACUAAAAGUCAGRGAAUUUUUACUUGUAUGAAUAAUGUAUGCAUGUCUAUGCUGUGUGUUACAGACAUUCACUCUACUUUAUCUUAUUCUUCUUCAGAAAGAUGAUGUAGAAUUGAUUUUGGGAUCCAUCCAAAAAAUGGGACACUUCAAAUUGCAUUUUCUUGCAGAUCAUUUAUGGAAACCUAGCAAUAACGUGAUAUAGUGUGACAUAUGCAAGCAAUGGGGACUGAAAAUCCUGACCGUGCAAAUACUUAUCAAGGGACAACUGCUACUCCUUUUGCGGCUCCUAGAAGCAACAUGCCCAUUUCUUCAUCUCAUCCGGUGGUUGGAUCAGAGGCCUCUGCUUUCAGGCCAACAUCAAUCUCUGCUUCUAUGAGUACAGUGCCUGCUACUUCAAGUGCAACUCCAUUUUUUCCUUCUGGGCCUGCUAGUGGAGCUGGGACUCCUGGUUUUAGACCCAUGCAACCAGGUAGGCCUACUGCUUCCUAUGGCCCACCAAUGACAGGACCUGUCCAGCGGUUCCCAACUCCACAGUUUCCCUCAACACCUCAAGCACCCCCACCACAAACUUCCACUGUGGGGCAGCCUAUAUUGCCUCCAACAAUGAGACCUCCUCCUCCAGGUCAUGUUCCAUCAAUGUCGACUUCCCUAAAUCGUCAGCCCCAGAUACCACCAGUACCAAUGGGAUCUCCACCUCAAAGCUUGUAUAGUGUUUCUUCUAGCAGUAAUCCUCCAAUGUCAUAUGCAGAUUCACCAUAUUCUGCUUCCAGGCCAAACAUGCAGCAACCUGUGCCCUCAACGGGACUGCCUUAUYCUGGUGCUGUUCAGGCCUCUCCACCAUCUGCUUUACCUGGUUAUCCAGGUAUACAGGGUAGCACAGUAACGCCACCACCGCCACCACCACCAGUUUCUCAUCMAGGAGGCUAUGCCCCACCUCUUUCCACUGCAAAUGCUCCUUUUUCUUCUCAUCAAGGUGCAUAUGGAUCAGCACCACCAGUUGCAUCUUCAUCAGGAAUGUAUGCAGGAGGGUCCGCACCUCCUACGGGAGGUGUGUCGGGUUUGGUAGAAGACUUCAGCUCACUUUCUCUAGGAUCUACUCCUGGAUCAUUUGAUGUUGGGCUUGAUACUAAAAUGUUGCCAAGACCACUGGAUGGGGACGUAGAACCAAGUUCUUUUGCUGGGAUGUAUCCCAUGAAUUGCAAUUCUAGAUAUCUACGACUCACGACCAGUGCUAUACCGAAUUCACAGUCUCUGGUUUCGAGGUGGCAGUUGCCUCUUGGAGCAGUUGUUUGUCCCCUAGCAGAAGCUCCUGAGGGGGAGGAAGUUCCAAUAGUUAAUUUUGCCACAACAGGCAUUGUUCGUUGUAGAAGAUGCCGUACAUAUGUGAACCCAUAUGUGACUUUUACAGAUGGUGGAAGAAAGUGGAGGUGCAAUAUAUGUGCUUUGCUUAAUGAUGUGCAAAAUGAUUAUUUUGCUCCUUUGGAYGCCAAUGGAAAAAGAAUUGAUCUAGAUCAACAUCCUGAGCUUAUAAGGGGUUCCGUGGAAUUUGUUGCUCCAGCUGAAUACAUGGUUCGGCCUCCAAUGCCACCACUGUACUUUUUUAUGAUCGACGUAUCAAUAUCUGCAGUUAAAAAUGGAACACUCGAGGUGAUAGCGCGGACUAUAAAAUCUUGCUUGGAUAGAUUGCCGGGCACCCCCAGAACACAGAUUGGGUUCAUAACUUUUGACAGCACAAUUCAUUUUUACAAUAUGAAGUCGUCUUUGACACAGCCUCAAAUGAUGGUCGUCUCAGAUUUGGAUGAUAUUUUUAUUCCAUUGCCAGAUGAUCUCCUUGUCAACUUGUCAGAAUCUAGAUCUGUGGUGGAGGCUUUCCUGGAUAGCUUGCCUUCCAUGUUUCAGGAUAAUGUUAAUGUGGAAUCUGCUUUUGGGCCGGCCCUCAAAGCAGCGUUUAUGGUUAUGAGUCAACUUGGAGGAAAAUUGUUAAUUUUCCAGAGUACUCUUCCCUCACUUGGUGUUGGUGGCUUGAGGUUGCGGGGAGAUGAUCUUCGUGUUUAUGGAACAGAUAAGGAGCAUGCCCUAAGAAUACCGGAAGACCCAUUCUAUAAACAGAUGGCAGCUGAUUUUACUAAAUUCCAGGUUGCAGUGAAUAUAUAUGCAUUCAGUGACAAGUAUACUGAUAUAGCUUCACUAGGUACUUUGGCUAAAUACACUGGUGGCCAGGUAUAUUAUUAUCCAAGUUUUCAUUCUGUCAUUCACAAAGACAAGUUGAGUCAUGAGUUGGCUAGAGACCUCACUAGAGAAACUGCCUGGGAAGCUGUAAUGCGCAUCAGAUGUGGAAAAGGAGUGCGUUUUACUUCGUAUCAUGGGAACUUUAUGCUAAGAUCCACAGAUCUAUUAGCACUUCCAGCCGUUGACUGUGAUAAAGCUUAUGCAAUGCAGUUUGCUCUUGAAGAGACGCUGCUCACAACUCAGAUUGUGUAUUUCCAAGUGGCUUUACUAUACACUGCGUCUUGUGGUGAAAGGCGUAUUAGAGUACACACAGCUGCAGCAUCGGUGGUUGCAGAUUUAGGAGAGAUGUAUCGCCAAGCAGAUACGGGUGCUAUUGUCUCUUUGCUUGGUAGAUUAGCAAUCGAAAAAUCUUUGUCGUAUAAAUUGGAAGAUGCUCGUAAUGCUAUCCAACUGAGAAUUGUCAAAGCCCUCAAAGAAUAUCGAAAACUCUAUGCGGUACAGCAUCGUGUAGGAAACAGGAUGAUCUACCCAGAAUCACUGAAAUAUUUGCCGUUAUACGGACUAUCACUAUGUAAAUCAACUGCACUUCGUGGUGGGUAUGCUGAUGCGCAGCUUGAUGAACGCUGUGCAGCGGGUUUCACCAUGAUGGCCUUACCUGUUAAAAAAAUGUUAAAGCUCUUAUAUUCUAGCUUGUUACGAGUAGACGAGUAUCUUGUGAAGACACCUACUCGGGAUGAUGACUUUAACAGAGUUUGUAAAAGACUGCCACUUGUUGCUGAGAGUUUAGAUUCCAGAGGGAUUUAUAUAUUUGAUGACGGUUUUCGUUUUGUUGUGUGGUUUGGUCGCAUGCUUUCACCUGAUUUAGCCAGGAAUUUAGUCGAGGAACAUUCAGCUUCAGACUUCUCAAAAAGCCAGGUGUGUCUGAGCGAACGAGACAAUGAAAUGUCAAGAAAGCUGAUGGGGAUACUAAAGAAACUUAGAGAGGCUGAUCCAUCAUAUUAUCAACUUUGUCAUCUAGUGAGACAAGGUGAACAGCCUCGGGAAGGUUUCUUUUUACUCUUGAAUUUAGUCGAGGACCAGGUUGGUGGUAUGAAUGGCUAUGCUGAUUGGCUGCUUCAGAUACAUCGACAAGUCCAGCAAUAAUGCAGGAGGAUAUACAUACAAUACAUACAAAGCGUUGAGUAAUGGUUGAUGAGAUGAUAAUUUAUAUCUGUUUGGUAAGAGGUAGGGUAGAUGAUUGAUCGUUUUUUUGUUGAUGAAUUUUCGUAGGACGGUUUUACCCUAACGUUAAUAGACUUGUAAGUGUGUUUUCAUUUUUUGUCCUUCAACAAAUUUUUGUGUAAUUCCUUUUUCCUCAUAAAUUGUGGUUUGAUUUGUUCCAGA
Messenger RNA from Cynara cardunculus var. scolymus (artichoke), 4750 nucleotides. RefSeq names its product protein transport protein Sec24-like At3g07100. The record is from RefSeq and is a predicted model, not a curated record. Bases 1349 to 4510 code for a protein of 1053 amino acids. Gene Ontology annotation, biological process: endoplasmic reticulum to Golgi vesicle-mediated transport; COPII-coated vesicle cargo loading; intracellular protein transport. Gene Ontology annotation, cellular component: COPII vesicle coat; endoplasmic reticulum exit site. NCBI's taxonomy places the organism in Eukaryota, Viridiplantae, Streptophyta, Magnoliopsida, Asterales, Asteraceae. Gene Ontology annotation, molecular function: zinc ion binding; SNARE binding. The transcript is spliced from 14 exons.